AUGGCACCUCUCACAGAAAUCUUCUGGUUCCUCCUCGACCCAUGGCUCUUCAUGUUCCAGGCUCUCCUGCGGCUCCCACCCACGAUACUGCGGCUACUCCUCCAGGGCCAGUUCGCCACGCUGCUGUCUCCGUCCAAGCUCCAAUCAGCCUGGUUCGGCACCUUCUGGGCGACAGCCGGCCCGGGCGUCCGGGAGACGGGCGAGGCGCGCGUCAUCCCUCUGCUCGAGGGCUUCGUGGCCGGCGGCAACGUCGUGAAGGAACGACAGCAAGAGAGCAUCAGCGGCACUGUUAUCGAGACCGGGCCCGGUACCGGGAUGUGGGUGUCGGUGUUCUCGAAGCUGCACACCUCGGGCAAGGGCAUCACCAGGAUCUACGGCGUCGAGCCCAAUCCGGAUGUCCACGCCGCGCUGCGGAAGAACGUCGCCGCGGCUGGCCUCCAGGAUACGUACCAGAUCGUGCCCCACGGCGUCGAGGAUCUGGCCAAGUUGGGAUCCGUGCCUAAGGAGAGCGUCGACUGCAUCGUGUCGAUCCUGUGCCUGUGCGGUAUUCCUGACCCGGACUUCAACAUCAAGGAGCUUUAUGGUUACCUGAAGCCGGGUGGACGGUGGUACGUGUAUGAGCACGUUCGCUCAUUCGUCAACAUCUUCUGGCCACGUCUAAUCGGCGGCUGCCAGCUAUGCCGGAAUACGCCCAGGAUGCUCAGAGAGGCCGGCCCGUGGACAAAGUUCGACCUCGAGCAGGCCGCUGGCGAGCCAUGGUACCAUCCGGUACCUCAUGUUCUCGGCGUCCUGACGAAGUGA
This is a messenger RNA of Diaporthe amygdali, 801 nucleotides long. RefSeq lists its product as uncharacterized. Lineage: Eukaryota; Fungi; Ascomycota; Sordariomycetes; Diaporthales; Diaporthaceae. The transcript is spliced from 2 exons. The record is from RefSeq and is a predicted model, not a curated record. Bases 1 to 801 code for a protein of 266 amino acids.